AAAGUGUAGUGACUGUGGGCGAAUCGCAGCAGCCAACGGCGCGCAAACCGACGCGGGUGGAGCGGCCAAAUUAGGAACAAAGCUAAGAGAACGUCAGCCUCUCUGAAGAUCAGCAGUUCCAGAGCCCGAAGGACGGUUUAUUUUGGGACAAAAGGGGAUUAGAAAUAAACAGAGAUCCGUAGAGUGAUAUUUUUUGAAGUUUGACAUUUAACUAUAAAAAAAUCUCUCAGCGUGUCGCCCGCUUCCACCCGGCAUCAAAGGGAGAGGCUGCUGUUCCUGAGCUCUUGGUAGCGAAUGGAUUUGAGAAGCGGAGGCAAAUAGGGGUGGAGCGGUGGGAGACAGCAGCACAUACGAUUCCCGGCUUCUUAUCAGGAGAGUGAUCCAACGAGGACGGCUGAUCCCGAUCUUCAGUCAGGACCAGGGAGAAAGAAUCGAGACCACCUUCAGUCCAGGUCCCCGCUCGGCGCUGCCGUGUCGCACCAUGUCAACGAAAGCCACGAGCACCAACAGCACGGCUCAGGCGAGGAAACUCGUGGAGCAGCUCCGCAUCGAGUCUGGGAUCGAGAGGGUAAAGAUCUCAAAGGCUGCCGCAGAGCUGGUGCGAUACUGUGAGGAACAUGCACUGAGUGACCCUCUGCUGAGGCCGAUACCCACCUCCGACAACCCUUUCAAGGAUAAGAAGCCCUGCGUCCUGCUCUAGACCUCCCUCCUCCCCUCUGCGGGACGCAGCAAAACCGUUCUC
Callorhinchus milii (elephant shark) is the source of this 742-nucleotide messenger RNA. RefSeq names its product guanine nucleotide-binding protein G(I)/G(S)/G(O) subunit gamma-7-like. Gene Ontology annotation, cellular component: heterotrimeric G-protein complex. Lineage: Eukaryota; Metazoa; Chordata; Chondrichthyes; Chimaeriformes; Callorhinchidae. Bases 482 to 700 code for a protein of 72 amino acids. Gene Ontology annotation, biological process: G protein-coupled receptor signaling pathway. The record is from RefSeq and is a predicted model, not a curated record. The transcript has 3 exons. Gene Ontology annotation, molecular function: G-protein beta-subunit binding.